AUGGCUAAGGUAGCUCCAGUUUCUGUGCUCGGGCUAGCCUUUUUUGUCACUCUUUCCAGCUUUGUAUUUCUUUCUCUUGGGCAAGAAAAACUAGGCCGUCAUUGCUCGGAGAACCCGCCAACUCUUAACCCAAACUAUGGAUUUGGAUUUGUGAAAGACAUUGGAGGCCUCAAAGCCUAUGUUAGCGGUCAUUCAAAGCGGGGAAUCCUACUCGUUUCUGAUAUUUUUGGAUAUGAGGCACCACAUUUGAGGGAUAUUGCUGAUAGGGUUGCCCUAGCUGGAUUCUAUGCAGUGGUUCCCGACUUCUUCUAUGGAGAUCCCUAUGUACAGAACUCUUCCAGGACAAUAGAAGAGUGGUCAAAAAAUCAUGGAACAGACAAAGGGUUUAAAGAUGCUAAAAAAGUAACUACAGCUCUGAGAAAAGAAGGCAUACAUGCAGUUGGGGCAGCAGGGUUUUGUUGGGGAGGCAAGGUGGUUGCACAACUAGCAAGCACUAAUUUCACUAAAGCUACAGUGUUGUUACACCCUUCACGGGUCACUCUGGAUGAUAUUAAGGCUGUCAAGGUUCCAAUUUCCAUAUUGGCUGCUGAGUUAGACAAUGGCACUCCACCUGAACUCCUCAAACAGUUUGAGGAGGCUCUAACAGAAAAUAAGAUUGAAAACCGCAUCAAGAUAUUUCCUAAGGUUCAGCAUGGAUGGACAGUCAGGUACAAUGAUAGUGAUUCAACAGCUGUGAAGGCUGCCAUUGAAGCCCAUAUAGACAUGUUUAUUUGGUUAAGCAAGUAUCUCAGAUGGCAUUUAUAG
Quercus lobata is the source of this 804-nucleotide messenger RNA. Its product is annotated as endo-1,3;1,4-beta-D-glucanase-like. Lineage: Eukaryota; Viridiplantae; Streptophyta; Magnoliopsida; Fagales; Fagaceae. Bases 1 to 804 code for a protein of 267 amino acids. Gene Ontology annotation, molecular function: hydrolase activity. The record is from RefSeq and is a predicted model, not a curated record. The transcript has 7 exons.